Megalopta genalis is the source of this 2391-nucleotide messenger RNA. NCBI's taxonomy places the organism in Eukaryota, Metazoa, Arthropoda, Insecta, Hymenoptera, Halictidae. The record is from RefSeq and is a predicted model, not a curated record.
AUGAAAAGNUUAGAUAGAAUCUCUAUCGGUCGAGGGAGGACUAAAUUGACGUAUAGAUCCAUUUUGAAGAUACACAACGUGAAAAUCGAGGACUCACAGGAAUAUAUUUGUACAGGGAAGUCCACUGGCAAUUUGACUCGGUCUACUGGAUAUCGUUUGGAAGUGAAGGCUGCACGAGCGCCUAUAAUUACAGAUACCAAUUUGAAGAAAGAGGAGAUAAUCAUUGAUCUUGGGAGCCGAGGUAGCAAGAAAGUACUUUUUCACUGUUUUGCGGAUGGUAUACCUAACCCAAACAUCAGUUGGUUUAAGGAUGGUGCACAGGUGGUAGUUAGUAAUGAAAAGCACAAGUUAUCCAAUAACUCUCAAAAACUUGAACUGGAAUAUCCAUUGGAAGUCGACGGCGGCGAGUACGUGUGCCGAGCAGAAAAUCGAAUUGGAAAAAUAGAAGUUUCUCAACGAAUAACGAUAAAGGGGUUCAGGAUUGUAAGUAACAGACCUGUAGCUCUAAUCAUUUUGGUUGUCAUGUUAGCAAUUGUCGUUCUGAUCCUGGUGAUCUACUUUGCCCUCAAGGUUCGCCGUGAUAGGAUAAUGAGAAGGGAAUUAAUGGAGGCUGGUCUUAUGCAUUUUGAGAAAGGAGCUGUCGAGAGUUUGAAUCCGGACUUGACUGUAGACGAACAGGCAGAUCUCCUCCCUUAUGACAACAAAUGGGAAUUUCCCAGGGAAAGAUUGAAAUUAGGGAAACACUUGGGAAGCGGCGCGUUCGGCGUAGUCUUGAAAGCAGAAGGUUUGGGCAUUUGCGAAGGCGAGGCAAUUACUACUGUAGCUGUGAAAAUGGUCCGCCGUGCUCCCAAUCUCGUGUAUAUCUGUGCACUUGCUAGCGAACUCAAGAUCAUGGUACAUCUUGGCAAACACCUGAACACUGUCAACCUUCUUGGUGCUUGCACAAGAAAUAUCUUGAAACGUGAAUUGUUAGUGAUCGUAGAAUUCUGCCAAUUUGGAAAUUUGCACGAUUACUUAUUGAGCCACAGAAGCGGCUUUAUCAAUCAAAUCGAUCCAGCAACUUGCAAAUUAGACCUCAGCAUCGGCCUUGAUCUACUGAAGAGAACUAGCGGUGUUUGCACUACUAACAGGAUUAAAUCUGCGGAGUUAUCAUCUUCUGCCAAUAUCAACCGUAAUUCGGAAUCUAAUUCGGUGCAGUGUCACGCUGCAGCUACCGAUUUCCAGGACAUCGGUAUGUCGGCAGAUGAUCCCGUACAAUAUUGCGGUUCCACUGAACAUAGUUGUCGGGGAGACUACGGGGACUCUAAUUUAAAACCAAUCUGCACGCAGGAUCUUUUGUCCUGGGCGUUCCAAGUAGCCCGUGGAAUGGAAUAUCUCAGCCAGAGAAGGAUAUUACACGGUGACUUGGCCGCUAGAAAUAUCCUGCUGGCCGAUGAAAAUGUAGUGAAGAUAUGUGACUUCGGUCUGGCCAAGAGCAUGUACAAAGAAGAAAUUUACAAAAAGAGAAGCGACUGUCCAUUACCCAUUAAGUGGUUGGCCAUCGAAACAAUGAGGGAUCGAAUUUUCUCCACGCAAUCGGACAUUUGGUCGUUUGGCAUAGUACUGUGGGAGUUCUUUACGCUGGCUAUGACUCCGUAUCCUGGAAUAGAGGCGGAGAUAGUGUACCAGAAGCUGAUCGAGGGUUACAGAAUGGAGCAGCCUGAAUAUGCCAUCCCCGAAGUAUAUGAAAUAAUGUGUCAAUGUUGGAAUGCCGAGCCUUCUCUACGCCCGAGUUUCACGGAACUAGUCGAUAGCGUAGGAAAUUUGUUGGAGGACAAUGUGAAAGCGCACUACAUCGAAUUAAACGCCCCAUACCUCGACAUGAACAGGACUCUGCUGGAUGGCGGAAAGAACGAUUAUCUGACGAUGGUCUCUGCUCCGAACCACGCCGUGCUUUCUUCACCGACUCAUGAUUGCGCGAAUUCUGUGGAGACAUCGCCUAUGCUGAACAAGGAGGAGGAAGAUCCCUAUCUGAAACCUAUCAAUGUCCGCGAGCAGAGGGCAGAACUUACCAGAAAUAGAAGAAUGGUGAAGGAUCACUUGGUGGAUCCAGAUUAAUGUUCCGGUAACUGUAACCCGCCGGCCAACUUGAAACUGGAAAGGUCUUUUGAAAAGAUGGAGGUCAACUCGAAUCUGACGGCCGAGAUGGGCUUCGCUCCGACAAUCGUAAACACUUGAUAGAACGCUAGUGCUGAAAUUACCAAUUUCGCUUUCAAUUGAGUCACCUAAACAUAGAGUUAAGCGCAAAUAUCUUUCGACAUUAUCAUAACUAAAGAUAUUCAUUCUACAUGGUUUCCAAUUAUCCAAUACACGCGUUGGAGUUCAAUAAAUCCCCACCAUUUGGAAGCCUUA